This is a messenger RNA of Motacilla alba alba, 887 nucleotides long. RefSeq names its product endogenous retrovirus group K member 104 Pro protein-like. NCBI's taxonomy places the organism in Eukaryota, Metazoa, Chordata, Aves, Passeriformes, Motacillidae. The record is from RefSeq and is a predicted model, not a curated record. Gene Ontology annotation, molecular function: aspartic-type endopeptidase activity. The coding region runs from base 322 to 753 and encodes 143 amino acids. The transcript has 2 exons. Gene Ontology annotation, biological process: proteolysis.
UCGGGAGAGGGGAGCCCCGUGCCAGUCUCGUUCCGGUCCGCAUAGGGCUUGCGAGUCGUGGCGGAACCUGCGUCCGCCGCGGCGCCCUCUGCCGGGGCUGCCGCGCGACAGGGCGCUGAGGUGUUCACCUUUAGCACGACUGGCCGGCUGGAGGCCAGUGAGUUCCCGGGGCCGCGGCCUCUCCUCGUCGACUGUGUGGAUGCUCCCCCCGUGCCAGGUGACCGUGCGUCCGAGGGACCAAAGCUAAGUCAGACGAGAUGCGUGAGCCUGCCUCUUCGCGGCGUCCGCAGGAUUGCGGAGGGAGCUCCUCUGGCUCUGCUGAUGCUGCAGGGCGCGCAGGGGCAAGUGGUGUUGAGCUGGCUCCCAGUCAGGACGGCUGACCGGUCACGUGGUGCAGGCAACUUUGGAUCCACUGGGUCGCCUCAAGUUCACUGGACCACCAUCCUGACCAAAGACCGUCCCAAGAUUCUGUGUACCCUGUUCAUCUCUGCAACGCCAUCAGAGAUCCGCCUCCGUGGGCUUCUUGAUAGUAGGGCUGAUGUCAUGGUUCUCUCCCUUGCUGCCUGGCCCCCAGAGUGGCCCCUGAAUCCGGUGGAGACACCUGUUGCGGGACUGGGAGGGACAGCACAGUGCUAUGUGAGCCAGUGUCAGAACUCAGAAUGUCCCUCAGACAUUCUCGGAUGUUCCAGACCCAGGUCAGAAGCAUCUGAGACCCUGGCAUGCAGCCGGAAACCCCUGUGGCUUAGAAUCUGACCCUUGGAACAAUUUACCAACUUUGCAGGAAGAACAAGAAGUCACAAAAGUUUAGGUAUUGUAGUAGAAGUAGUCACGAAGUGAAAGGAAGGAUUUUUGAGUGGUGUACAGGGGGUUUUAAGCCUUGUACGCAG